CUCAGCUGUGCACAGCAGACCCAGCAGCUACCUGGGCAUGGACGGCGUGAGCACCGCGGUGCUGCUCCUGCUGCUGGCCGGGGUCUACCUGCUCCUGUCCCUCAGCUUUCGGAGCAAGGGCAGGCUGCCCCCGGGCCCCAGGCCUCUCCCGGUUCUGGGGAACCUGCUGCAGCUACCCUCCCGAGAUUUGCUGACCUCGCUCACCAAGCUGAGCAAGGAGUAUGGCUCCAUGUACACCGUGUACCUGGGUCCCAGGCGCGUUGUGGUGCUCAGCGGGUACCACACGGUGAAGGAGGCGCUGGUGGACCAGGGGGAGGAGUUCAGUGGCCGUGGAGAUUACCCAGUGUUUUUCAACUUCACUAAGGGCAAUGGCAUCGCUUUCUCCAAUGGAGAACGGUGGAAGGCCCUGAGAAGGUUCUCUGUUCAGAUUCUACGCAACUUUGGGAUGGGAAAGAGAAGCAUUGAGGAGCGGAUCCUGGAGGAAGGCAGCUUCCUGUUGGAGUCUCUGCAGAACACAGAAGGUGAGCCCUUCGACCCAGUGUUCGUGCUGAGCCGCUCCGUGUCCAACAUCAUCUGUUCUGUGAUCUUUGGGCACCGCUUCGACUACAGCGACGAGCGUCUGCUCUCCAUUAUCCGCUUCAUCAACGACAACUUUCAGAUCAUGAGCAGCCCCUGGGGCGAGCUAUACAACAUCUUCCCGGGUCUGCUGGACUGGCUGCCUGUGGGGUCGCACCGACGAAUGUUCCAGAACUUCAGGGGUAUGAAAGAGCUGAUCGCUCGCAGCAUCCGUGAACACCAGGCUUCCCUAGACCCCGACAAUCCCCGGGACUUCAUCGAUUGUUUCCUCACCAAGAUGGCCCAGGAGAAGAAGGACCCGCUCACCCACUUCCACAUGGACACCCUGCUGAUGACCACGCAUAACCUGCUUUUCGGUGGCACCGAGACGGUGGGCACCACGCUGCGCCAUGCCUUCCUCAUUCUAAUGAAAUACCCCAAAAUUCAAGCCCGCGUGCAGGAAGAGAUCGACAAGGUGGUGGGGCGCUCGCGGCAGCCCACGCUGGAGGACCGCGCGGCCAUGCCCUACACUGACGCUGUGAUCCACGAGGUGCAGCGCUUCGCCGACGUCAUCCCCAUGAACUUGCCGCAUCGCGUCAUCAAGGACACAGAAUUCCAGGGCUUCCUGAUACCCAGGGGCACCGACGUCAUCACCCUCCUUAACACUGUGCACUACGACCCCAGCCAGUUCAAGACACCCCAUGAAUUCAAUCCUGAGCAUUUUCUAGAUGCCAACCAGUCCUUCAAGAAGAGUCCAGCCUUCAUGCCCUUCUCAGCUGGGCGCAGGCUGUGCCUGGGGGAGCCUCUGGCCAGAAUGGAACUCUUCCUCUACUUCACCGCCAUCCUGCAGCGCUUCACCUUGCAGCCGCUGGGGGCACCCGAGGACAUUGACCUGACCCCGCUCAGCUCUGGACUGGGCAAUGUACCCAGGCCUUUCAAGUUGCGGGUGCUCCCCCGCUGACACCCCACUACUAGAAGCCUGGCCUGUGAGCUGGGUGGCGGGUGUCUGUCUAGAGAAUGUUCUGUACUUCUCCACCUGGUUCCUGGCUGGUUGUCACAUUCUGUUCCCCUGUCAUCCUAGUCCGUCUGUACCUUUAUCCACUUGAAAUGUUCAGAGAGAAACUCUAGGGCAUGGAAAUGCAUCUCCUGUGCCCUGGACCUGCACAAUGCAUUCUGUGACUUGCCUUUUCCUGAAAUUUCUGUAUCAUUUCCAAUCACAUUAUCUAAUAGAUUCUAACCUGUCCUGGCUGAGUUAAAA
Molecule: messenger RNA, 1813 nt
Organism: Perognathus longimembris pacificus (Pacific pocket mouse)
Lineage: Eukaryota; Metazoa; Chordata; Mammalia; Rodentia; Heteromyidae
Product: cytochrome P450 2F2-like
Exons: 10
Coding region: 38-1516 (492 amino acids)
Biological process (GO): xenobiotic metabolic process
Cellular component (GO): cytoplasm; intracellular membrane-bounded organelle
Molecular function (GO): iron ion binding; oxygen binding; heme binding
Source: RefSeq, a predicted model, not a curated record